Messenger RNA from Labeo rohita (rohu), 1953 nucleotides. It is a transcript of the gene degs1, whose product is annotated as delta(4)-desaturase, sphingolipid 1. The record is from RefSeq and is a predicted model, not a curated record. The coding region runs from base 192 to 1163 and encodes 323 amino acids. The transcript has 3 exons. NCBI's taxonomy places the organism in Eukaryota, Metazoa, Chordata, Actinopteri, Cypriniformes, Cyprinidae. Gene Ontology annotation, biological process: ceramide biosynthetic process. Gene Ontology annotation, cellular component: membrane. Gene Ontology annotation, molecular function: sphingolipid delta-4 desaturase activity.
ACCGCCGUCAGUCUGCGUGAUGCGUUUAGAAAUCGAAAGAUCUGUAGGAAGACGGCUAAAUGAGGAAGGGAAGGAUGUGGGGUUGUUGCUGUUAGACCCGUUCGGAAGAAAAAAAAACCCGGUUCCCAUUCCCGCAUUCACAUCCUGAGCAAAUACACUUACCGCAAACCAGCCGCCGAACUACCGUCAAAAUGGGGAAUCGCGUAGCUCGGGAGGAUUUUGAGUGGGUUUAUACCGAUCAGCCUCACGCCGACCGGAGGAAAGAGAUUUUGGCUAAAUAUCCACAGAUCAAGUCUCUGAUGGGACCCGACCCCAGACUGAAAUGGAUAGUCUGCACGAUGGUGGCCGUCCAGUUUUUGGCCUUCUAUUUGGUGAAGGACCUGCCGUGGAAAUGGGUCUUGUUCUGGACGUACGUGUUCGGGAGUUGCAUAAACCAUUCAAUGACACUCGCAAUUCACGAGAUUUCCCACAACACGGCUUUCGGCAACAACCGCGCCAAGUGGAACCGCUGGUUUGCCAUUUUCGCCAAUCUGCCCAUCGGGCUGCCUUACUCUGCGUCCUUUAAGCGCUACCACCUGGACCACCAUCGCUACUUGGGUGGAGAUGGCGUGGACGUGGACAUCCCCACCGAUUUCGAGGGCUGGUUCUUUUGCACCCGUUUGCGCAAGCUCUUCUGGAUCAUGUUCCAGCCACUGUUCUACGCCAUCCGUCCUCUCUGCAUCAACCCCAAACCCAUCAGCCAGCUGGAGCUCGUCAAUGUGGCCAUACAGCUCACGUUUAACGCCCUCCUCUACUGGAGCUGGGGUGCCAAGCCCUUGGUCUACAUGAUGAUGGGCUCAAUGUUAGGAAUGGGUCUCCAUCCCAUCUCAGGACACUUCAUCGCAGAACAUUACAUGUUCCUCAAAGGCCAUGAGACCUACUCUUACUAUGGAUCCCUCAACCUGCUGACUUUCAACGUCGGGUACCACAACGAGCACCAUGACUUCCCUAGCAUUCCAGGACGCCGAUUGCCAAUGGUGAAGGAAAUCGCAGCGGAGUACUACAGAGACCUGCCGUGCUACACGUCGUGGGUGAAGGUCCUCUACGACUUUAUCAUGGACGACGAACUGAGUCCGUACUCGCGUGUGAAGAGACGUCUUACAGGAGACAUCAAACAGGAGUGACCGGCGCGGGACGACAUCUGCUCAGCCGUACCAAACCGCAGACUGUUUUAACCUUCGCCUGCUAGAGAGUGAAGCAGGUACUAGCGAUUUUUAGCCAUCAUUUCAGCCUCUGUGACACAAAGGAAAUGGCCAUGUUACCUUUUUCGUUUUUAGCAAGAGUGCUGAUGAAUUUUAAUUGUCAACCAAAACAUUUGAGCUCCUGUGUUGCACAUGGUCUGAAGAUUCAGGUGCUUUUAUUAUAGUUUAAUGGAAUUAUGUUUUGCAUUUGUUUCUAACACGUGCGUGGCCGCUGUUAUACAUUGACCGUUUUUAUUUAAUUGGCCACCAAUUCAUUUAACACUACGUGUUAAAUGAACACUAAGUUUUUUAGUGUUUCCUGUGCUCGCUAACAGUUAUCUAUCUGCCCUCCUGUAUGAAUAACAUUGACAGAGCUAUGAACGCACUAUGGAAGUUUCAUUUCCAGUAGAAUAUGUUCUUGCUGAAGCAAUGCAUCGUUUUGCAAUAACCAUAGAUCUGUGACGUCAGAGAUGACCGAGCGUAUGGUUGAGUACAGUGGAUCUGUAAGUACCGAAAGCAAUUAAUGCUACUCGACUCUCAUUAACAGACACCAAAGUCUGGCGGUUUGGUGUAGAGGACUGUGUGCCUAAGCCUCUGUUAAGUUUCAUUAUUUCAUCAGUUAACCAAAUGAACUGACACACCUUGGCUAACAGUGAAGUACUGAGCUGUCAUCAUUUACACAUUUUAUAUCACAUGAACUGAAAAGCCUUAAUAAAUUUGAGCUGGUGUUUAA